Messenger RNA from Salvia hispanica, 333 nucleotides. NCBI's taxonomy places the organism in Eukaryota, Viridiplantae, Streptophyta, Magnoliopsida, Lamiales, Lamiaceae. The record is from RefSeq and is a predicted model, not a curated record.
AUGCAUAUGCCGUGCUGCAUCCCUCCCUGCCACAUCAUCCCCAUCAUUUGCUGCUACAUCUGGAGCAUACCUCCCCGCCCCCGGCGUUGGCUGCUCGCCGCUCCCCUGGCUCCCCCGUCCCCCGCCCGGCAUCCCCCACGGUAUAUGCCCCCUGGUUCCCCCCUUGCAUCCUCCCCGGCGCUCCCGCCAUCAUCCCCAUCAGCUGCCCCCAAGGGGCCGUUAAACCACAGGCCCAUCUGCAGCCCAUGGCCCGUCGGAUCCGAGAUGCCAGAUGGGCGUAUGAAAGCAUCGUUGCCCGGCCCUGUGCUCGUUGUUGUUGUCCAUGCUCGAUGA